This is a messenger RNA of Rhea pennata, 3079 nucleotides long. It is a transcript of the gene FGFR2, whose product is annotated as fibroblast growth factor receptor 2. Gene Ontology annotation, cellular component: signaling receptor complex; plasma membrane. Gene Ontology annotation, biological process: protein phosphorylation; positive regulation of cell population proliferation; multicellular organism development. NCBI's taxonomy places the organism in Eukaryota, Metazoa, Chordata, Aves, Rheiformes, Rheidae. The transcript has 18 exons. Bases 138 to 2660 code for a protein of 840 amino acids. Gene Ontology annotation, molecular function: ATP binding; fibroblast growth factor binding; fibroblast growth factor receptor activity. The record is from RefSeq and is a predicted model, not a curated record.
CCGCCCGCCUGUUGCGGCGGGAGCGCACCCUCUCCGCGGAGCUUCUUCGCUGCAGCAGCAGACGACAUUCCAAGAGAGGAGGUAUUAUCGUGGCCAAAGGCACUGCUUUCUGUCCAUGCUUCUGUAGAGGUGUUCAGAUGGGAUUAAAGUCCACAUGGAGAUAUGGAAAUGGACCAGGAAUUUACACUAAAAAGAUGGUCAGCUGGGAUUUGAGUUGCCUUAUAUGCCUGGUGGUGGUCACCAUGGCUGGACUUUCCCUGGCUCGACCCUCCUUUAAUUUAGUUGUUGAAGAUGCCACGUUGGAACCUGAAGAGCCACCAACCAAAUACCAAAUCUCUCAGCCCGAUGUAUAUUCAGCACUUCCAGGAGAACCACUUGAGUUGCGCUGUCAGUUGAAAGACGCCGUCAUGAUCAGUUGGACUAAGGAUGGGGCCCCUUUGGGGCCUGACAAUAGGACAGUGAUUAUUGGGGAAUACUUACAAAUUAAGGAUGCUACACCCAGAGAUUCGGGCCUGUAUGCUUGCACUGCUCUUAGGACCCUAGACAGUGAUACGCUGUACUUCAUUGUAAAUGUUACAGAUGCUCUUUCCUCUGGGGAUGAUGAAGAUGACAAUGAUGGUUCUGAGGACUUUGUGAAUGACAACAACCAGAUGAGAGCACCCUAUUGGACACACACAGACAAAAUGGAGAAAAGGCUGCAUGCGGUGCCAGCAGCUAACACUGUAAAGUUUCGCUGUCCAGCUAUGGGAAACCCAACACCAACCAUGCGAUGGCUGAAAAAUGGGAAAGAAUUCAAACAAGAACAUCGUAUUGGCGGUUAUAAGGUCCGCAACCAACACUGGAGUCUCAUCAUGGAGAGUGUAGUCCCGUCCGACAAAGGAAAUUAUACAUGUAUAGUGGAAAACCAGUAUGGAUCCAUCAAUCACACAUACCAUCUUGAUGUUGUCGAGCGAUCGCCACACAGACCUAUCCUCCAAGCUGGUCUCCCAGCAAAUGCCUCUGCAGUAGUCGGGGGUGACGUCGAGUUUGUCUGCAAAGUCUACAGUGAUGCUCAACCUCAUAUUCAGUGGAUAAAGCAUGUAGAGAAGAAUGGCAGUAAAUAUGGACCAGAUGGAUUGCCGUAUCUUCAGGUUUUAAAGGCUGCCGGUGUUAACACAACGGACAAAGAAAUUGAGGUUCUCUAUAUACGGAAUGUAACUUUUGAGGAUGCUGGGGAGUAUACAUGCUUGGCGGGUAAUUCUAUUGGGAUAUCCUUUCACACUGCAUGGUUGACAGUUCUGCCAGCUCCUGAAAAAGAAAAGGAAUACCCAGCAUCUCCAGACUACCUGGAAAUAGCAAUUUACUGCAUAGGGGUCUUCUUAAUUGCCUGCAUGGUGCUGACAGUCAUCCUGUGUCGAAUGAAGAACACCACCAAGAAGCCUGAUUUCAGCAGCCAGCCCGCCGUCCAUAAGCUGACUAAGCGAAUCCCUCUGCGCAGACAGGUGUCGGCCGACUCGAGCUCCUCCAUGAAUUCCAACACACCUCUGGUGAGGAUAACUACCCGUCUCUCCUCCACUGCCGAUGCCCCGAUGCUGGCAGGAGUCUCAGAAUAUGAAUUGCCAGAAGACCCAAAAUGGGAGUUUCCACGAGAUAAGCUGACGCUGGGUAAGCCCCUUGGGGAAGGUUGCUUUGGGCAAGUUGUCAUGGCUGAAGCAGUGGGAAUUGACAAAGACAGGCCAAAAGAAGCAGUGACUGUGGCAGUGAAGAUGUUGAAAGAUGAUGCUACAGAAAAAGAUCUGUCCGACCUUGUGUCAGAGAUGGAGAUGAUGAAGAUGAUUGGGAAGCACAAAAAUAUCAUCAAUCUCCUUGGAGCCUGUACCCAGGAUGGUCCAUUGUAUGUGAUCGUGGAAUAUGCUUCCAAAGGAAACCUGCGCGAGUACCUGCGAGCACGCCGCCCACCUGGAAUGGAGUAUUCAUUUGACAUUAACAGGGUACCAGAAGAGCAGAUGACGUUCAAAGACUUAGUGUCUUGCACAUACCAAUUGGCAAGAGGCAUGGAGUACUUGGCUUCACAAAAAUGUAUCCAUCGAGACUUAGCUGCGAGAAAUGUUUUGGUAACUGAAAAUAAUGUGAUGAAAAUAGCAGACUUUGGUUUAGCCAGAGACAUCAACAAUAUAGAUUAUUAUAAAAAGACUACUAAUGGACGGCUUCCUGUAAAGUGGAUGGCUCCAGAAGCUCUAUUUGAUAGAGUUUACACUCAUCAAAGUGAUGUAUGGUCCUUUGGUGUAUUAAUGUGGGAGAUCUUCACCUUAGGAGGAUCACCCUACCCAGGAAUUCCAGUGGAGGAACUUUUUAAGCUGCUUAAAGAAGGGCACCGAAUGGAUAAACCUGCCAACUGCACCAAUGAGCUCUAUAUGAUGAUGAGAGAUUGCUGGCAUGCUGUGCCUUCACAGAGACCAACUUUUAAACAGUUGGUAGAAGACUUGGAUCGAAUUCUUACUCUCACAACUAAUGAGGAGUAUCUGGACCUCAGUGGACCUCUUGAACAGUAUUCACCUAGUUACCCUGAUACUAGGAGUUCAUGUUCUUCAGGUGAUGACUCUGUUUUUUCUCCUGAUCCAAUGCCUUAUGAACCUUGUCUUCCCAAGUACCAACAUAUGAAUGGCAGUGUUAAAACAUGAGAAGAAACCAUUCUUAUUGUAUAGAGAAAUAAAGAGACAAGAACAUCAAGCUACCUACCACAUACAAAACACAAAAUCUUUUCUCCAGGACCUUAAUGUUUCUGUUUGUACAUAUGAAAUAUGAAAAAAGAGGAAAAAAAAAAAGAAAACUUGGAGGAAAACAGUCAGAACCUUCGUAAAGAAUUAUAUGAUUUGCAGCUUUUAAAUACUCCCAACAAAGAAGAAUGUUUAUGAGCUGUGUCUAGAUACCCAUCAUUUCCAAUUUUCUGGCUUACUGUAAGCUGCAACAGACUUUGUUUGUACAAUGGACCAGUUGGACUUGAGGCAAACUCUAGGUUUGCCUUUCUUGUUUAUUUUGUAAUAUUUGGAGAAAAUAUAUGUUGGCACACACUUACAGAGCACAAAUGCAGUAUAUAGGU